GCGAUAUCGGGUUUACGGAAUGUACGAUGCUCUGUGGUUUACAGAGACGUUGUCGCUUGCUAUUCGUAUUAUUGAAUGUCGCAGUAAGCCUUUAGUUGCGCUGAGUUUGCGUAAACGGAAGGUUAACAGGUGACAUGACCAGCAUAUCCCCGCCUUCUCACCGCACAUUGCGUGCUCUGUGUCGCUGGCUACUGUCUGCACACCGGGGGAUGUUGUGACCCGCGGCGGAGCCGUGUAAUGAUUGGAGUCACUGUGAGGCUGAUCGGCGCCAAGGACUCCUUCCUGCACCUGCCGCCGGAGCUCGUUGCACAGCUCCGCUUAGAGCAGAGUCAUGCGGUGGAGGUGUCGUGGGGCAACGAGCCCGUCUAUCUGGGCUGGAUGGAGAAUCGCAAUAGGAGCAGCCGAGAAAAUCAUUUUGCGGAGCUGAAUAUACACCUUGGAGAAAAGCUGGGCAUUAAAGAUGGUCAACAGAUCUUCCUUAAGCCGUGUUCCAGUGUCGUGUCGUGUAAAGAAGUCGCUGUCGAGCCUCUCUCUGCUGAUGACUGGGAGAUUCUGGAGCUUCACGCGUCUGCACUUGAAACACAUCUUCUUGAUCAGAUUCGGAUAGUUUACCCCAAGGCUGUUUUCCCAGUAUGGGUUGAUCCGCGUACUUUUAUUUAUAUCAAGAUUGGCGCGCUGAGUCCUGCUGCUCGUUAUGGGAGACUGGAACCCUUGACGGAGCUCAUGGUGUGCCCAAAAGUUCGAGGUUCUGAAAACAUUCCUUCUGCUUCGUCAUCGCUCAGAGCCGAGGAUCCAGAUGAAGGACCAAGCGGUGCAAAAGAUUUGGAAGCGAGUGCAGCAGACAUGAACAGCGGACCUGGAUCACCGGAUGGAAAUGAUAGAUCAGACACGCUAUGCAAUGAACAGAGCGUGUGGAACAGACUAGAACAUUUCUUUUUUUCUGCCAUAGGAAAGAAAACCGCACCUCCUAUAGAUGUCACUGCAGAAGACCUUUUUGCAAGGACUUUGCUCCGAAGGGUUAAUGUGAAAGGUGUCUUUCGUGUAUCUAACGGUGUUCCUCCGAUUGUAAGGAACAGUCCGGCAUACACCGACAACCUGAAUGAUAAUACCGUUCAAGUGUUUUUAUGGUAUCCCGAGCCGCCAGGUUUAGUAUCGGACGUUGUUGUGUCAUUUGGAUAUAUUGCAGAACUUCCUUCUCCCAAACGACAAAAAGAAAUUGCCAAACGUCACAAAGAACAGCACGAGAGAGACAAAGUAUCUGGGGAUGCGGAGAGAAUGGCGCAGACCAGCACCAGUGCCAAGGGCUCCAGGGAUGCAGUGAAGAUUGUUUGGCAUGGCUUUGAGGAUCUCAAAGAUGUUAUAGAGUAUGACACCAGGAAUGGGAACACACACAUUGCCAAAGUUUGGAUUCCUGAGAACCUGAGAAAAAGACUGAACGUUAAUCUAUCAUCAGCUGUCAGAAUAGAGUCGCGUGAAUGCCUUCCGCAGAUCCCCGGCGCUCUCACGCUGCAGCUGCUGCAGUCUUUGGAUACGAACGCCUCCGAAGAAGACAUUCAGUCUGCGUUCAGUUCCUGGCUGCAGUCAUCUGUUACUGAAACAUCGCCCUGGAUUUUGGGUAACCCGGCCCGUAUACGGAUUCCUGUAAAAGAAGAAAUGACGGAGUUCUGCAUCAGUGUCAGUCCAGCAGCUGAAGACACGAACCAAGAUUUCUUCUUUAUGUUAUGCCCUGGCGUGUUGCAGAAGACUAAAAUUCAUGUCAUCCUUCAACCUUCAGCAUCAGAUGAACCACAGAAAACCAGGCAGAUUGACCAAACUCUUCCCUACCUGCGAAUAGAGAAUCUGGGAGGUGUUGGUGACGUGGCCACGUCUUGCUACAAGCAUGUUGUCCAUUGUCUCAUGGGCCGACCCCUGUCCAGGCAGCUGGUGGCCACAGUCUCUGGACUUCGCAGCGGAGCAGUCCUCCUAUCCGGAGCUAAGGGGUGCGGGAAAUCUGCAUUAGCAAGGGCAUUGUGCAAAGAGGCAUUUGAGAAACUUGAAGCCCACGUUGAAGAAAUUGAAUGUAAAUUGCUGAAAGGGAAGACGUUUGAACACGUGCAGCAGACCUUGGAAGAAGCCUUUGCCGAGGCAGCCUGGAGACAGCCUUCGGUUCUGUUGUUGGAUGACCUGGAUCUCAUAAUCGGGGUCCCUUCUACACCAGAACUAGAGCAGAGUCCAGAAGCGGCACAAAGCAAGCAGCUUGCAUAUGUACUGAAAAAUCUCAUGAAAGAAAUCAUUUCCAUGGACACCCAGAUAGCUGUUAUUGCCACAAGUCUAUCUGAUCGAUCCUUAAAUCCAAUUCUCAUUCCUGUGCAAGGAAUUCAUCUUUUCCAGUGCCUUAAAUCUAUCCAACCGCCUGCUCAGGAACAAAGAUCUGAAAUGUUACGUUGUGUAAUUGAAAACAGACUCAAUACAGUUAUUGGGUGCUUUAAAGACCUGGACCUCCAUUGUCUGGCAAGAGAGACAGAAGGCUUUGUUGCGAGGGAUUUUACUCUGCUUGUUGAGCGAGCUAUAGAAUCCAGUGUCGCAUCCAGAAAAAUCCACAGAAAAGCAGACUUUGAAUUGUCCACAUCUGACUUCCAGAAAGCUCUGAAAGGUUUUACUCCUUUGUCUCUCCGAAAUGCUCACUUGCAUAAGCCAAAGAGCCAGGGAUGGAGCGCGGUCGGAGGUUUGCAUGAUGUACGACAGGUUCUUAAGGACACCAUUGAGUUACCAGCCAAGUAUCCCGAGUUGUUUGCAAAUCUUCCAAUACGCCACAGAUCUGGAGUACUGCUGUACGGAGCACCGGGGACAGGGAAGACUUUACUGGCCGGGGUUAUAGCUCAUGAAAGUAGAAUGAAUUUCAUUAGCAUAAAGGGUCCAGAGCUUCUCAGCAAAUACAUUGGAGCCAGUGAACAGGCCGUGCGUGAUGUCUUCACAAGAGCCCAAGCUGCCAAGCCGUGUAUCCUGUUUUUCGAUGAAUUUGACUCCAUUGCCCCUCGCAGAGGUCACGAUAACACUGGCGUGACGGACAGAGUGGUCAACCAGAUGCUCACCCAGCUGGAUGGGGUGGAAGGGUUACAAGGUGUGUAUGUUCUGGCUGCCACGAGUCGACCGGAUUUGAUUGACCCUGCUUUGCUCAGACCUGGACGUUUGGAUGAAUGUCUGUACUGCCCCCCACCGGAUCAGGCAUCCCGGUUGGAAAUCCUACAAGGUCUCAGCCAGUCCAUGCAGUUGGAUGAUGAUGUGGACUUGAAGCAAAUAGCGGCGUUAACAGAGAACUUUACAGGGGCAGAUCUGAAGGCAUUGCUGUAUAAUGCCCAGCUGGAGGCAAUCCACGUCAGCCUGGCCUCAACCCUGCCUCAGGAUAAUGGAUCUGGAUCAGACAGCGAUGUGAGCUUAUCUUCUAUCAUAUUCCUGAACCCAAGCAGUGGCUCUGAUGAGUCGGUUGGUGAACCGGACGGUGCCAUAGAGCAGUCUUUAGCAUGCUUAGACGUGCUAAAACUUCCUCCGGAAGAUCCAAAGUCAAGCAUCUGGCAGCUUUAUUUUGGAAGUUCAUAUGAAUCUGAAUUUGGGAAUGGAAGCACAGAUCAGACGUCACAGAGCUUAUCUGGAAGCAAUUCCAUUACACAUGAUUUUACUGGCCUGACUAUAGGAGAAUUAGUACCUUCACAACCUAUAGCGCUCAUUACAUCCUCACGAGAAGAUCACCAGGAGUGUUCUCAGGAACAAUAUCAGAAAAUAAAUGAUGAGAUCAGUGUUACCAAGGCCAGCUACACCAAUGUGGAUAUUGGAUUUCGAUGUCAAACGGACACAAAGAAAAAACUGUGCAUUUGCCAGCAUCACCUGGUGACCGCCCUUCGUAGCACAAGACCUUCUAUUAGUCAAGAGGACUGGAAGGUUUUCAGCGACCUUUAUGAAAAUUUUAAAAACCCAAAGAAGACAAGUACAGAAGCCUUUAGGAGUGGCCAGAAAGUAACUUUAGCCUAACUUCUCUUAUCCGAAAUCUUGUUUGUUAUACGUUCUUAAUUUAAUGAUCCAUAAUCUACCAGUCCUUUUAAAUAAAUAAAUGUCUAAUUUUUAUGGCUUA
This is a messenger RNA of Spea bombifrons (plains spadefoot toad), 4105 nucleotides long. It is a transcript of the gene PEX1, whose product is annotated as peroxisomal biogenesis factor 1. NCBI's taxonomy places the organism in Eukaryota, Metazoa, Chordata, Amphibia, Anura, Pelobatidae. Gene Ontology annotation, biological process: protein import into peroxisome matrix. Bases 238 to 4005 code for a protein of 1255 amino acids. Gene Ontology annotation, cellular component: peroxisome; cytosol; peroxisomal membrane. The record is from RefSeq and is a predicted model, not a curated record. The transcript is spliced from 24 exons. Gene Ontology annotation, molecular function: ATP binding; ATP hydrolysis activity.